UCCUCUCCUCAGUCCCUGGUCUGUCCCCUCGUCUCCCUCUGAACUCCCACUCGUCGCGCGCGGAAGCGGCGCCGCGGCAGAGAAAGUUUGCGGAAGACUACUAGCCUAGCCACACCCACUCGCGCGCGGGGGAAGCCAAGGAGCCGCCAAUGGCGCCGCGCCGGCCGUGACCAGAGGCCUCGGAGCGCGGCGGGGACGGGAAGGAGGAGGGCGGGAGGUGUGCGAUGGUGCGCGGGCCGGCGAUGGCCCCGGCGGCUGGGUCUGGGGCGGUGGCAGCGGCUGCUGCUGCCGCGGCCGAGGCAGCGGAGGAGAUGCGGUGGCGGCAGCUGGACAGCGGCGUGAGCGCGGUGUCGUUCGGGUUCGUGGCCACCGCCAUCCUCGUCUCCAUGUUCCUCGCCAUGGCCAUCCUCGAGCACUUCCUCCGGCCCCCGGCCCACGCGGCCGCCCCGCCGGCCCGGGGGAUCCUCCGCCGCCUCCUCGGUCGCGGCGGCGGGCGCGGCGUCGUCCCCGGCGCGGAUCUCGAGGCGGCGAGGAAGCUCGAAGUCCACGCGCCCCUCGAGAUACCUGUCUACCCCAAAGGUGUCUCGGUUCUGAUGCCAGGGCAAGACGUGCCAACGUUCAUUGCCCAUCCUGCCCCAGCACCAUGCCCUCCGGAGAGGAUUCAAUGGCCAUCGCACCAGCCUCCUCCUUUCACCAGUUCCUCAUCAAACCCUAGCUAGCGUUGCGGAGACGGAGUGUGUUAUUAGAAUCACCAAAGUCUGUAGAGGGGCAGCUGUGUGCACUGUGGGACGCCAAUCCAUUCCGUCUCUGGUGGAUCAUGACAGUCAAGGCAAUCUCUGGCUCUCACUCGGUUCUCUCUAUCUGUACAGGUUUUAGGUCUUUUUUCUGAGGCAAGCUUUUCUCUGUCUUGUGGCGGGCGAGCCGCGGCUGGUGGAUCUCUGGAGUAGUUGUUGCUGAUCCCGCUUGCUGUGUGCCUGUGUUAGGAGGUGCCUGAUGGAGCGUGUAAUGUGAACUCAGUUGGCAAAUGUUUGCCGCCAGGUGUUUAAUUUCAGGAAAUCCUUUCGUCUGAUUCUGUCUGAUGAUUGGUUCUCGAGUGGCUGCUAUGUUUGACGGAUGCAAGUGGAAGUCUGCCCCUCUACAGACUUUGGUGAUUGCCUUGCAUGUGUUAGUCAGAAAACAUCCACUGUAGGAAACAGACUUUGACGAUGCCUUUUUCUUUAUGAAACAGGGAAUCGAGGGUCAACAUGUGUUAGUCUGAAAACA
Molecule: messenger RNA, 1263 nt
Organism: Panicum virgatum (switchgrass)
Lineage: Eukaryota; Viridiplantae; Streptophyta; Magnoliopsida; Poales; Poaceae
Exons: 2
Coding region: 225-719 (164 amino acids)
Source: RefSeq, a predicted model, not a curated record